This is a messenger RNA of Acyrthosiphon pisum (pea aphid), 2053 nucleotides long. Its product is annotated as protein THEM6. The transcript has a single exon. The record is from RefSeq and is a predicted model, not a curated record. NCBI's taxonomy places the organism in Eukaryota, Metazoa, Arthropoda, Insecta, Hemiptera, Aphididae. Bases 264 to 1016 code for a protein of 250 amino acids.
ACGCGCAUAAACCCGUCCACCAGCCGCCAAUCAGCACGUCUUUCGCGUCCGUCCGAAUUUUACCGCCGCCGCCGGCCGCGCCGCUUCGCCCGGAUUCGAUUCAGUAUCGCGCGCGGACCUUCCCUCGCCGCUUCCGGUCGAUACGAUUCCCGGAUUCCCAUUAGCAGCGACAGAAGCAGUAGCUACAGUUACAUACUUAUACAAUAAUAAGUAAUUACAGCUAUUGCCAAUAGCCGUUCGUCAAAGGCGCCGUCGACACGGCGAUGAUGAUGUCGUUGUUGUCGUCGACGACGACGGCUCCGGCGGCCAGCGCCGUUGACGCCGCCGCCGGGACGGGCUCGUCGGCGUUGACGGUGACGGCACUGACGGUGGCGUGCGCAACGCUCGCGCUGAUCUUGGUGCUCAUGUGCGCGUUGGACCUGCCGUAUUUCUUCCGGUCGCUGUUCAGUUACGUGGCGGCGACGUGCAUCAAGAAGAAGCUCCGGGUCACCGACACGGCCGUAUACUCGUCCGUGUGCCUGACCACCGACCUGGACGUGUACCUGACGCACAUGAACAACGCUCGGUACCUGCGCGAGAUCGACCUGGCCCGCAUCGAGUUUCUGCUGCGCACCGGCCUGUGGCAAGAGCUCCGGCGCCGCGGCGGCCUCAUAUUCACCAUAUCCAACAGCGUCCGAUACCGCAAGUUCGUGCGGACUUUCAGCCGGUACGAGAUCCGCACCAGGAUCGUGUACUGGGACGACAUGUCCAUAUUCUUUGAGUUCCGGUUCGUGUCCAAGGCUGACGGUUUCAUCCGGGCCAUCGUGUACAACCGGCAGCGGGUCGUUGACUGCAGCGCGGACGAGCUGAUGCGCACCGUAAUCGGCGGCGGUGCGUCGGCGGCCGCCAAGACCGCGGACGCCGACAACGCGUACCGGCGACCCGAGUGUCCCAUCGAGAUACAUCACUGGAUACAGUCCAACCUCAUGUCCAGCGCCAUCCUCAAGGCCGAGAUGGGCGACGGUGACCCGCUGUAGUGCAUGCGCGUUUGAUGAGGGGGCGGUCCGGUCCCAGGCAUACCCGUUUGGGUGCGUAACAUAAGUUAAUAUACCUAUCGCACUUUAGGGUGUAAGGUCCACUCAAUGUUUGGGCACACACACAUUAUUUCCCUACAUAUUACCUCUAGCACGUUUGGGCGCAUCUACUCGCCUGAGUUUGUUGUGGCGUUAUAGGUACCCGGGAGAUGCAUCGGCACCAGGAGGUCUGUAGUCUCUCAACGAUUUUAUGUUUGCACUUUUUCACUACUUGUUAGUAUCUAUUAUAUCUACAACCAUAUAGUACUAUUAUUAUUUGUACUCGUGAGUUUCUGAUGAUAGGUGUUAUUUUUUAUACAUUGUUUUUAUAUGAUAAAUUAAAUUUGUAUUCCGACAUGAUUGUUCUUCAGUGUAUUUUUUCAAUUUGAACUUUAAUUCCUCAUAAUUUUUUUAUGUAAUAGAACGUGUGUCUUUUAUUUUACACCGUAGGUACCUAACGUGUUUUAAAACAAACAAUGCACCCAAACGUGGUGUACGCCCACACCGCGAUAUACACAGCUGCAUCUGUACCCGAAGAUGCACUUCACAACGGAUCACGCGUGUGCAGUGGGAUUGUAUAUUGAUUAUUACUGCUUUGUUAGAGGGCUCGAUUGGUUUUUAUCCUUUUUUUUUUUUAAAAAAAAUUAUAAAUUUUAUCGAUUGUACUGUCAAAAAAAAAAAACAAUUAUGAAAAUAUCAUAAUAUUAUUAUGACCGUUCGCUUACCAACUAGUUAUUUUAUUAUUAUUAUACUCGUCUGUACCUUGAACGUUCUAGUCUCGUUAUACUGCCUUUUAUGUAAUAUAAUUUUAAUUAUGUUCGGGUACUUCUGUAUGUAUAGGUAAUAAUACUAUUGAUUAUAAAUACUCGUGUUUAUAUGUUUUAGUAUGUAUUGAUAAUAUUAUUAUAAAUAACGACGUCCAUUUUACCGGCGAUUUAUUUUGAUUUUUGAUACAUUUGACGUUAAUGUAGACAAUAAAUGUAUAAUUUUAUUUUUACCAA